Molecule: messenger RNA, 1815 nt
Organism: Prunus armeniaca (apricot)
Lineage: Eukaryota; Viridiplantae; Streptophyta; Magnoliopsida; Rosales; Rosaceae
Source: the annotation of a GenBank genome assembly
AUGGUAAAAAUUAGGGUCACCUCUUGCUUGUGCUUAAUCUUUCUGGCUUUCUCCACAGUGCUUGGAGAACACCAAGAUACCUGCAAAAAAUUGAAGUGUGGAGAUAAAGGCCCAGCUGUCCAUUUCCCUUUCAGCCUCAAAGGCAGGCACCCAGAUCACUGUGUCUUUCCUGGGUUUGUCCUGUCAUGCAAUGAGAAGCAUGAAACAAUUCUUGAGCUUCCAAUUCCAUUCAAAUUCCCAGUCAAAAGCAUAGAUUAUAAGGCUCAGGCAAUCCAAUUAUAUGACCCAGAAAGCUGUCUUCUGGUGAAGCUUUUGAAAGUCUUCAACAAGUCAAUCUCUCCCUUCCACUUCUCAAAAAAUUACAUGACUGAUCUUACCUUAUUCAAUUGCUCUUUAGCUGAGAGGCAAUUAGAUGAACCAGUCCCCUGCUUCAGUGGCCCUGGCUACCAAGUUUAUUCUGUUGUUUCUUCCAAAAGCAUUCGGGACUUGCCCCUACUGUCUUGUACAAAAAUGUAUAAUUUGUCAUCAGUUCCAUAUUUUUCAUACGAGCCUGCCAAUCUUUAUUUGGAGUGGUCUGAACCAAAUUGUGGACAGUGUGAGGCAAGGGGCAAGAUGUGUAGAUUGAAGAACAAUGGAACCAAAAGUGAAAUUGAAUGUGUGGACUUCAGUAAAGCAGGUACGAAAAGAAAAUGGGUGGCUACAGGUGCAUCUCUGGGUUCAUUUGUUGUGUUACUCCUAGUUGUUGCAGCCUAUCGUGUCUAUAGUUCUGAUAGAAAAGAAAAGGAGAAUCAGUUAAAGAUUGAAAGAUUUUUAGACGAUUACAGAGCUCUCAAACCUAGCAGAUAUGCAUAUGCAGAUAUUAAGAGGAUUACAAAUGACUUCAAGGACAAGUUAGGGGAAGGAGCCUAUGGAACUGUUUAUAAAGGAAUGCUUUCUUCUGAACUCUUUGUCGCUGUGAAAGUCCUCAAUAGUUCUAAGGGAGAUGGGGAAGAGUUCAUCAAAGAAGUGGGAACACUGGGUCAUAUCCACCAUGUCAAUGUCAUUCGCUUGGUUGGCUUUUGCGCUGAUGGAUUUAGACGAGCUCUUGUUUAUGAGUUCUUUCCAAAUGGUUCACUGCAGGAUUUCAUUUCAUCACCAGACAAUAAGAACAGUUUCCUUGGUUGGGAUAAGAUGCAAGAUAUUGCUCUAGCCAUAGCCAAAGGAAUUGAAUAUCUUCACCAAGGAUGCGAUCAGCGAAUCCUCCAUUUUGACAUCAAACCUCAUAACGUUUUGCUAGACCACAACUUCACUCCAAAGAUUUCUGAUUUUGGUUUAGCCAAGUUAUGUUCCAAGGAUCAAUGCAUAGUGUCAAUGACUACAGCUAGGGGCACCAUGGGCUACAUUGCACCUGAAGUGUUCUCCAGUAACUUUGGAAAUGUGUCCUAUAAGUCACAUGUGUAUAGUUUUGGAAUGUUACUGCUUGAGAUGGUAGCAGGAAGGAAGAAUGUCGGUUCAGCCACGGAGAACACAAAUGAAAUCUACUAUCCCGAAUGGAUUUAUAAUCUUCUAGAAGAAGGAGAUGACCUAUGCAUCCAUAUCGGUGAAGAAGGAGAAGGAAAAAUUCCAAAGAAACUUGCAAUUGUAGGGCUCUGGUGCAUCCAAUGGCAUCCAGUGGAUCGCCCUUCAAUGAGAGCCGUGGUUCAGAUGUUGGAAGGAGGAGAAAGCUUAACCGUGCCUCCCAAUCCCUUUGCCUCUACAGGUGUUGCAGGAACCAAUGGAAGUACGGCUGCAAGAAAUCUAAACAUUCAGUUAGAAGCAAUUCCUGAGUUGGAGUAA